UUUUCCUUCGCUCCUUUUAGAUUCUUGAAGUUAGAGUAGAAGCAUCAUUUGCCUAUUUAUCUUACAAACAGUAUACCUAGCCUGGUGCUAUGUACACUGUACCUUUUUAAUAUUUUAUGAAUAAAUGCAACAGAUUCCAUAAGCUUAAUGAGAGUUAAGCAAUGAACUGGUUACCAUUUCCUCUUCAAGCUAAAGUUAACAAUUUUGGUUGAGUUAGUGAAACAGGAAGAAAGAGAACAACGAAUGGAAGGAGAAGAAAGGAAGAUGAAGAAACAGGAAAGCAAGGAAAGGAAGGAAGGGAGUGAAUAUAUUUCAGAGAUGCUUCUAACUAAAUCAGAGAAAUGAAUAAAUUCAGAGGAAGCAGGGAAAUGAUGGUGCAAUGCUGUGCAUCUCAAGGUUCUUUUGGUUUUCUCGCUGUAAUUGCCUCCAGUGACACCAGGUAUGAAUAAAGGUAUUGAGACCAUUUUAUAAUAUCAACCUCUCUCCAUUCUUCAGGGUGGUGGGAAGGACUCUUGGGGGAGAGGGUUGAAGAAAUAGAGUAGACUGCCUUGUGGAAUGUGUAAGAAAGGUCUAUUAGUAUCUGUCCCCAGAAGAAAAGAAGCCUGUGGGAUUACACAGAGUUAAUUGCUGGUAUAAACCUUUAGAUAGAGUCAAUGAGUUUCUGUUAUGUGGCCCAAUUCACCACAUAGAUGUGGGGAAAUAUCUAGAGAGAGACAUGUCCAUGACCAAAACGUUGUGAAAACUACAGUUCAGUUAACAUAUAAAUUCUUUUUUUUAAAAAAAAGACUUUAUUUACUUAUUAAAGAGAAACAUAGGAGGAGAGAGAAAGAGCCAGACGUCACUCUGGUACGGUACAAGUGCAGCCAGGGAUUGAACUCAAGACCUCAUGCUUGAGAGUCCACUGCACCACUUCCUGGACUACAUCAUAUAAAUUCUUAAUAAUUCUGCUGAGAAUAGUUGUUUCUUUAAAGCUUGGUUUUAGAAGAUAAUUACAAAAUUUCUGAGGUCAGAGCACUAACUCCCACCAGAGGACACUACUGGGGAAACAGGACAUGUGAUCUGGAAUCAGAUUAUGCUCAAGUUCUGAAACUUGUUUAUUUCCUUCAUUCAGGACAGAUUUAGCGAGUACUUGUUGUAAUUAAGGCACUGGAUCUAUCUGCAGAUGUAUUACUAAAAGAAUUAAGAUGUGUGUGAAAAGGUUAUGACAAAACACCUUGUAAGUAGUAACUAAUAAUUAUUUCAAAGAUGGUGGCUAUAUUAUGUCCAGUCUCAGAAGAAAGGUAUUAAACAAUAGUUCUAUCAUCCUUCUCUAAAAAUUUCAAUUAGUUGUGAUGAUUUAUUUAAUUCUUUGUAAGCAAUAUCCACUUGAAACUUCACCAGUGGUGCAAUUUGCAUAGGAAAUGUUAUUUGCACAGGAAAAAUAUUAUCCAGAAGUUAGUUUGGUAAUAAAUAAAUUAUAAAAGCUGAAAAACAAAUUGUAGGCAUUUAAAGUAAGCCAAGAAUAAUAUAUAUAUAUAUUAACUUUAAAAUGAUGACUCUUUUGGUGAUUGCCCAAGGUAUAAUGAGUUCAACAAGCCCAUUCUUGUGUGAUUUCUAAAGCCAAAUUCAUAUCUGAAUAGUAAAAAGGGGCCUUUCUGGUGAAUUGAAUGUGCUGGGCGGACAUGAUGCAAACAGUUACCUUUCUUGAAUUGCUUAAGCACUUUUUUUUUUUUUUUGCCUGCAGGGUUAUUGCCGGGGCUCGGUGCCUGAACCACGAAUGCACUGCUCCUGGAGACCAUUUUUCCCCCUUUUGUUGCCCUUGUUAUUCUAUCAUUGUUGCAGUUAUUAUUAUUGUUGCCGUCUUGCAUAGGACAGAGAGAAAUGGAGAGAGGCAGGGAAGACAGAGAGGGGGAGACAAAGAUAGACACCUGCAGACCUGCUUCACCGCCUGUGAAGCGACUCGCAGGUGGGGAGCCGGGGGCGAUCCUUACGCUGGUCCUUGCGCUUUGCGCCAUGGGCGCUUAAAAACCCGCUGCGCUACUGCCUGACUCCCCACAUUUUCAAUAUACAGAAUAUAUUAGCAAUUGAAAUCCAAUAUUAAGAAGUUCAUAUAUCUGCAAAAUAUAUUCAUAAAUAAUUUAUAAUAAGGCAAGUAGUGAAAACUUAUGGGAAACUCGUAUACUCAUUAAAAAUUGUAGUAAUGAUUGUAUGUUUUAACCUUUUAAAAUUACAUUUUAAUGGUAGGGGAGGUCACUCAGUAGACAGAUUUUUCUUUUUCAAUUUUUUAAGAAUAGAAACAGAAAUUGAGAGGGAAAAAGGAGAUCGUGAGUGGGAGAAAGACACUGGCAACACUGCUUCACUGUUCGUGAAGCUUCCCUCCCGCAGAUAGGGACCCAUUGCUUGGACAUUGGUCCUUGAACCCUGUAAUGUGUUUACUCAGCCAAAUGUACCACCACCCAGCCCCCCAGAGAGGUUUUUUUCUUUUUUUGAAUGUGUGUGAGAUCCUGGCUUCAACCCCUCACAUCAUAUAUGAUAGAGCAGUGCUUUCUUUCUCUCUUCUUAAUAAAUGAAUAAAUAGAUAAAUAUACAGGGUUAUUGACAACUUAAUAGUCAUAAAUAGAUUAAUGAUGAGAAAAAGUUAAAUGUGUUAAAUUUAAAAGUUUCCAUUUAUUAAACAUACUCUAAAUUUUUAUUUACUCUUAAUGGAGAUGUUUAUCAUUUUUUAAAAUCAUCAUCACUAUUAUUAUUUGAGGGCUUUACGCUAUAGCCUGUUGUGAAAAUUUAGAUACUGUACUUCCUAGAACUUGUUAAAUAUUCCAUUUACUCAGAGCAAAAAUGUUAAAUAGCAUGACAUAAAAGUAAAUAUUACAAUAUUAAAUACUGUUUAUUUGUAUAGAAUUUGUAAUAGUAAAAGUAAGUAGCAAAAAAAUAAAAUGGAAUGUUAAACACUGGUUCUUACACAAAUUUAAUUUUUCUCCCCUGCCAAUAAGUUAUAUAUUAUUUGGUUUUCAGUGGGACCUAGUCUGUAAUGCAAGGUAGCAUCAUUCAGGGAUAUUUCUCUCUUUCUUUCUUUUUUAUAAAAAAGGAAACAUUGACAAAACCAUAGGAUAAGAGGGGUCCAACUCCACACAAUUCCCACCACCAGAUCUCCAUUUCCCACCCCCUCCCUGAUAGCUUUCCUGUUCUUUAUCUCAGGGAUAUUUCUUUUAUUAACAGGUUAUACUAUUUCCUAGCUUACAAAUACCAAAACUCCCUUUUCAGUGGAGUGUCCUAUAGGUUGCUAACAUUUCUUUGGAGCGAGUACCAGUCUAUUUAUGCAAACGAGACAUUUCCUGGAUUCAAGUUUUUUUUUGUUGUCUCAAGUACUUUGACAUACAUGAUUAUGCCCACAGGUAACAGGAAACCAGGGUUUCAAAAGAAAGCUUGAUCACAUCCCAGAUAACACAGGUAUCCUAAACAAGUGCGUGAGCGCCUGGAGGCUUUUAGCUGCUGCCAGGAGUACAUAUUUUUUUGAUUGGUAAGAACUGCCAGAUGACGCUUCAUGAAAUAUAAAUGCAAGAAAGCCUCAGACAGAGCAAUAAAAAUCUUCCACGCGUCCGUCUAGGAGGAUAAGAGACAGAUACUGUUAGCGACUAUAGACAAUGACUGUUGGACUCCCAAUGUCAGUCUAUAUUUUAUUCAGUGCAAUGACAGCAUUGGCUGAGGAGGCAGCUAUGACUGUGACACCCCCAGCCACAAUCCUGCAAAGUAACUGGGCAGUUAACAAAACACAAGCUAACUCCACAGGAAGACCCAUAGCUUUGAAGUUCUCACAUCCUUGCCUGGAAGAUCUGAAUAGUUACUGUAUCAAUGGUGUUUGUGCAUUCCACCAUGAGUUGGAGAAAGCCAUCUGCAGGUGUUUUACUGGCUAUGCUGGAGAAAGGUGUGAACACCUGACCUUAACUUCAUAUGCUAUGGAUUCUUCUGAAAAAUACAUUGCAAUUGGGAUUGGUGUUGGAUUAUUAUUAAGUAGUUUUCUUGCUGCUUCUUACUGCUACAUAAGAAAAAGGUAUUUAAAAGUAAAAUCACCAUACAACGUCUGUUCUAGAGGAAGACCACUGUGAGACCUUUUGUAAUACGUCUUCAUGAGGCACUUGUCCAAAAUCACUGGAACCAAAACUGAAAUAUUCAAAUGAAUCAACAAAACUUCCAAGCUGGCUAAACUUGAAAAUAAUAGAAGUUGGGAUCAACAUGAAAUGGGAGAGUAAAAUUCAAGAUGGGUCUUCAGACUUUGCCAUCAUUAGGGUGCUGUGGGAGACAAGUGAACAAACUACACUGACAGAAAUCAAAUCUGUGGUCCUACUCUGGAUUUGCUGCUGCUGCUGCUGUUGGUUAUUGGUCUCCCAGUAGAGAGUGAAUUCAGUACCUCUGACCAUUUCUGAUGUGGAUUUUCAUGAGAGUAACUACUAACUGUAUAGCAAUCCAAAACAAUGCCAAGUUUGGGUACUUCAUGUGUUUGCUACCAACAGUUUGGACCAUUGCUUUAUGGAUCUAAUCCUAAAGAUGCUCCUUUCAAGGUGUUUCAAAGAAUGUGAUAUCAACUAGCAGGAUGAAAUCAAAGUUGCAGCACCUCCAGUGACCCAAACAUACACCUCAAGUAAAAGCACAAAUCUUAGUCUACUCAUAAUAACACUACGUGGCCUUUAUCUGUGAAAAAAAAUGGGAUAAUCUUCUUAUAAGUAGAAGUUGUCUGGAUAUGGAGCCAAGAGUAAGUAAACCAUUUCUGUUAUGGAUUAUAAAACACUGUGCUCUGAACUCAUUACCCCCCCCCCCAAAUGUUUGUAUUCAUCACUUCUCCUAAUCUCAGUGGAAUUACUUGGUGACUAUCUAUUUGGACUGAGAACCUCGAAUUCUACUAAUAAAUAAAACUCUAAAACUGAUCCUGAAAUAGAAACUGAAGAAUUGAACAGGAGAAUUUCAUUUCUCACCAGCCAACAUCUUGUGAAACUUACUAUUUCAGAAUACUUGAUAGCAGACUUGCACAUAAAGAGAAAAUGGAGCAGUGGUAGAAAUGACACUGGGAAUUAGUGUCCUUCUUUAAUCAUAUUUCUUCUAUGUGAUUCAAAGAGUGUUGUGGAGGUCCCUUAAUUUCUUUGGACUUUGAUUUUAUUUCUUACAAUGUCCUUCUAGCUUUAAGUUUCAUGAGAAAAGAGGAAAAAAGAAUUCUAUAUGCUGCAAAUGGGGCUUUCCUCAGCCUCACCUGGAUCCCUAACUCCACCUCUAAACACCCAAACAAACCACUGGAUAUCAUCUUAGGUAUCUGAGUGUUUGCUUUUGUAAAAUAAUAAUUUAAAAAGCUGUGUUUAUAGGAAGUAAAAAUGAAAUAAAAAUAAUAGUAUCUAUAAUUUUUCUUUUAGAGUCAACCUAAGCUUGUUUUUAUUAUGAUGUAGAUAAAUAAAGCAAUCUAGAUUAUGAUAUUUAUUAAAA
Molecule: messenger RNA, 5445 nt
Organism: Erinaceus europaeus (western European hedgehog)
Lineage: Eukaryota; Metazoa; Chordata; Mammalia; Eulipotyphla; Erinaceidae
Gene: EPGN
Product: epithelial mitogen
Exons: 5
Coding region: 3621-4082 (153 amino acids)
Biological process (GO): positive regulation of cell population proliferation; epidermal growth factor receptor signaling pathway; positive regulation of mitotic nuclear division
Source: RefSeq, a predicted model, not a curated record